This is a messenger RNA of Trichoderma citrinoviride, 1200 nucleotides long. RefSeq lists its product as hypothetical. Bases 1 to 1200 code for a protein of 399 amino acids. Gene Ontology annotation, molecular function: protein binding. NCBI's taxonomy places the organism in Eukaryota, Fungi, Ascomycota, Sordariomycetes, Hypocreales, Hypocreaceae. The transcript has a single exon. The record is from RefSeq and is a predicted model, not a curated record.
AUGGAAUCUACCCAAGAGCCUCCGGUCGAGCGCGACAACGUCGAAGAACAAAGUGUCCAAGAGCCCCAGCCUGUGCCGAAGCCGACCCCGAAUUUCCGUGAUAUCCUCAGCCAAGAGAACCGAACGCAGAGCAGCUCAAGCAUCUUCGUGGUUGUCGAUGGAAAAGAAAUACCCAAGCCGGCCAAGGUGCCCAACGACACCAUCAUCGAGAUGGUGAAGGAGGUAGAGGGCAGAGACUCCAUCGACGACGGACUCAAAAACGAAGACGUCGUCGCCAUUCGAGACACCAAGACCAAGCGCGGACACGGCAUCUUUGCCACGGGCGACUUCCUCUCCGAUCACGUCAUCAUCGCUGAGCAGCCGGCCCUCAGCUUUUAUAUGCCGCAGGAGGUAUCCAUGGCCAACAUGCGCAGGGAAUUCGAGGUGCAGUGGUGCGAUCUUCUCGUACCGCAGCAGGACGCCCUCAAGGCGGAAUUCCCCAAGCUGCGACUCGUGGCGUCGGGAAGGCGGCAGCUGUCCCUGUUGCAGAGCAUCCACCUCUACAACUUUGCGCUCGAGUACUCGUACAGCAGCCCGGAUGGGGACUUUGCAAACAUCUACUCCCUGGCAUCUUACAUCAACCAUGCGUGUCGUCGCUGUGCCAAUGCCGUGCAGGGGAUGGAGUGGCAUCAGCCGCACCGCGUUCUGAUCAGACUGAUCAAGCCCGUCGAGGCCGGCGAGGAGAUCUUUAUCCACUACAACACGGCAGAGGGCAGGAAGCUCGCCUGCGCCGUUUGCGGCAGCAUGGCCGACCGACCGUCUCGAUGCCAAGCCCUGCGCAACAAGCUGAAGGAGUGGCGAUUGAAACUCACCGGAGGAAGCGCCGAGGCUUCUGAUGCGACAAGUGCCGGAGUCGUGGAAGAGGACGACUUCAAUGCCGAUGUGCCGGGACCGCGCUUGUCUCUGAUGGAUCGCGCAAAGCGGCUGAGGAACAAGGCUGUGCGUCGCUGGGGUUACUUGUUCGUAAGAGAAGGAUGCGACUGGACGCUUCCUUGGCGGUCGCCUGCUUGGCAGUCGCCUCCAAGAACUCCGUAUCCAGACAGUCCGUCUCCCGGGACUUUGUCUCCCAGCGCUCCGUUUCUCAGGGCUCCGCCGCCGACGACUGUAGGCUCCCCUGUUCGGAGACAAAGAAAGAGUCGCUCGCGCGGCACACGCAUGUGA